Molecule: messenger RNA, 1244 nt
Organism: Prunus avium (sweet cherry)
Lineage: Eukaryota; Viridiplantae; Streptophyta; Magnoliopsida; Rosales; Rosaceae
Source: RefSeq, a predicted model, not a curated record
GAACCGACGCAAAAAGAGUUGCCGACUAAAAAGGAGAUAUAAACAGAGACUUCUUGCAGUCGUGUUGAAAACUUGGAAUCGGAAACGAUCCAAACGAUCCAACAGUUCACAACUACCGAAACCCUAAUCGAAUCGAUCUUUGAGAACUGUAGCGUGCGUUUCACCAUGGCCGAAAGCUCUUUCAAGAACGAAUAUCCUCAGGGAAUGACCCAAACAGAAGAGAACAAUCCACAUCGGACCCCGAUGAUUGUUGAGAAUGGUGCAAGCAUUGACAUUCCUGACAUUGGGAAAAAGAAAAAAUCACCAAAAAAAGCAAGGAAAAUAUUGGCGUAUGUUAGCCCAUGGCCCAUUACUUAUCUAGACCCUUUUGAUUUCGAUGCCUUUCGUUUGGCUUUGAAGACCGAAAUUCGUGGUAUCCCCAGGAGGAGGAUAAUAAGGAAUCAAAUGAAUGGCCACAAAGACCAUAGUCCUUGUUUAGAUGCUCGUUAUUUGAGGGAGACACACCCAAAUCGCAUACCAGUGAUUUUGAAGAAGGAUGCAAGUAGUGACAUUCCUGACACGGACGGGGAGAAAUUUCUUGUCUGUGGUGAUAUGCCUAUUCGAGAAUUUGUUGAUUUUAUUCGGAUCACGGUCGGGCUCAUCAGAAGAAAGUCUAUAUUUGUCUUUUUCAAGAACACUGAACCUCCCACUAGUGCUUUGAUGUCUGCAAUCGAUGAGGAAAAUAAGGAUGAAGAUGGAUUUCUUCACAUUACCUACAGUGGAGAAAGCGUGCAUGGUAACACACAAAUAUGAGUCUUUUAUGAACAUAUAUGGGCUUCUAUUCUCCUAUUUUUAGGAACAUGUCUCUUUCAAACAGUUUGCUGUUGAAGGCUGCAGUGUCUUGCUUAGGAUUGGUUUCUUCUCAUAAUUGCAGAUCUCUGUGCUCGUUUUCCUGUUUCUUCCUGUUAUUGGUGGAUUACUUGUCCACUAUUUUGUAUGGUUUUUAAUGACACAAAAUUUCUCCUUUUCAAACAAAAAAAGUGUGUUUGAGUUUGGUGCUAGGAACUUUUAAGAUUUUGUUUGUAAACAAAAACAAUUAUAAUUUGCUUCAAGAUAACUAUAAAAUUCUCAAAAAAAUCAAGUUCCUAUAAGAGUCGCAAUUGGAGACCACAUUGUCUUUACGGAUUUUAUAUUUGCGAACAUUUAAUACACCUGAACUUUUUAAUUCCACCAAAGUCUUGUUUUUUUUUUUGUGGCUAAAUGGG